Messenger RNA from Daphnia magna, 2352 nucleotides. RefSeq names its product protein fem-1 homolog A-A-like. Gene Ontology annotation, molecular function: protein binding. Lineage: Eukaryota; Metazoa; Arthropoda; Branchiopoda; Diplostraca; Daphniidae. The record is from RefSeq and is a predicted model, not a curated record. The transcript is spliced from 2 exons. Bases 189 to 2036 code for a protein of 615 amino acids.
UUUCCUUAGGUGUAAUAGUAGGUUUUACCCUCUGGUAUAAGAAGUAAGUUCAUUUCGCAGGUGUCUGUUGCUAGCUUUGGAGUUUCAGCUUUAUCAAUUUAAAAAAGAAUCAAACCUUUAAUGCGACUUGAUAUAUUUCGUAUUACCGUCUGAAUCUGUCAUUCUGAUUCCUUUUGACCAUCGACCAAAUGGAUUCGCCGAGUGUGAAAGAUCGCAUUUUUCAAGCUGUGCGCAACGGAUCUAUCGAAGAGCUUCGUCAACUUUUCAGCGACAAGGAAACAAUAUUGGCGAAUUUAAGUGAAAAAGAUGACGACGAGCGUACACCAUUACUCGUGGCCAUCAAAGAAAAACAAUUUGAAAUUAUUGAUUUCCUCGUCAAAACAAUCAAAGACAACAUCAACAUCGAAGGAAAUGUGCGAUCACAAAACAUCAGAAAAAUGUCUUUGUUUUCGUGGUCCAAAGUCGAUGUAGACAUGUUUUCUAUUGGGCCACCCGAGAAGGACAAGGAGUUCACGCAAACGUUCGUUUGUCCAUCAUCUGAUACUGAAAUUAUUCGUGACAUUGCAAACCAGAUCAGCGUACUCAAAUUAAUGGAAUACCUCAUCGACUUGGAUUACGACGACGUUUCUUGGUUCGAAUUUGUUACAAAUUCUUUUAUAACGAGUUCCAUGCCCCGACCAGAGAAGAUUAUAGCUCUUGAAUUGAUGGGAGCAGCAUUUGUGAUCAAGGAACUGCUUUCAGAAAUUGUGUGGGAAGAACACACCAUCUGUGUCCGGGGACUUCAGUGUUGGGAAAAGGCUUUUGAGCUCCGGAAUUCAAUAACCAACGGACGCUUACCUAUCCCAAAGAUUCUUCAACCUUUGAGCGACGUUGCUCGUAAAGCAAUUGGCGAUGUCAUCGAAGGGACCGUGCCUCUGCAACUGAAAGAAAUGCAGGAACAUUUAACGUAUCGUGACUCUCCAUCAAUGGCAUUUGCUCAAGCUCUGCUCGUUAUACUGCGAACGUUCGGCCAGAGGGACAUUGAGCAUUCCAAGCCAAACUAUUUUCAUUUGAAGACAUUACUGGAAUACGGCAAACACAUUCCAGACGAUGGUUCUAUUCGACUCAUCAACGUUUGUCUAUUAAUUUUAGAACAUUUGAACAAUUAUAACGGCAAUGAUUCUCCAAAGUGUUUACAAAUUUUCGUGGAAGCUUUUCUUUUGUAUUCCGACGUAAUAGUUCGACUGGAAAAAAUCCCAGCCAACAGCACAGAAAGACGAGAAGAAUUGACAUUUACCAAUCUCCUAGCGGCUAUCAAAUUUGGUUCGAUAAUUGUGACCAAAUUGAUGUUUCAUCCUCCACCAAUCAGCAUUCAAAUUCAAGAUAACUGCUACUCAGUCGUUCAAAGGACCUAUGCCUUGAUAAUCACAGUAUUUAAAUUGCACCGUCCUGACCGCGGAGAAAUCGAAAGGUUAAACCAAGUUCUCGGCGGAUACUUCCGUAUCGAAAAACGACGUAAAGGAUUCACCUCUUUUCUGCAUAUGGCAGUCGAAAAGUUUCUGGAAACGAGCAUCGACGAUGAGCUUAUGAUAGCCGUAGAAGUCAUCCAACUGUUUAUUGACAAUGGAGCCGAUCCCAGGAUCAUUGAUUGCGAUGGCAAAACGCCACUUCACUUGCUGGCCGAACGCUGCUCCCCGGAUUGCAAAGAACCAUACUAUAGUGUAUUUGAGGCAGUGCUGGAAGGUGGUGGUCAUUUAGAUCAGGUGACUGCGGAUGGGGUUACAGUCCUCAAAAUCCUUCAGGAGAAGAAGAAACAACUCAUUAGUGGCGAGGUCCUUGAUCCUAGGAUUGAUGCUUGGACUAAUGCUAUUUUAUUGCUUCAGUGCUAUUCCGCACAAAGCAUACCACCCAAAAUCAUUAUGAAAUCGACAGAUGUAUUCCCACCAAACAUCCAAGAAUUUCUAGCCCAGCAUCACAAACCUCUAGUUCUGCAGCAGCUUCCCUUGUUACCUCCGCGAUUUCCUAGUGGCUACCGGGUUGCGGGUUUUCCCAGAUGAAGGCAGUGUGCUACUGGAAGUUUUUGGGGGUUUGGCAUAUCUAGUGCUGUAAAACACUUGUAAUUGAUGUUUGGCUAAUGAAGAAAUGGUGAUAUUGACAAAACAGUUCCAAGAUCCAUUCAAGGUAGCGCAGUAUUCACUGUGGGGGACAGCUGAGGUCACGAUAAGUCACUAGAGGAAAUAAUAAAAUAAAGAAAAAAAAACUAAUUAUAUUAUUGUUUUUCUCGACGUCUGCUUUGAAUUGGGUUUGCGUUGUCCGGCAAGUCAAAACAAGCCACCUAUCAGUUUUUCGUUCAUUUUUUUUUUUUUCAACAGC